Messenger RNA from Podarcis lilfordi (Lilford's wall lizard), 8511 nucleotides. The record is from the annotation of a GenBank genome assembly. NCBI's taxonomy places the organism in Eukaryota, Metazoa, Chordata, Lepidosauria, Squamata, Lacertidae.
AGAGGAGUCAGCAAGGUGCACGGUGCUAUCCCAACUUGCCCGGAGGGAAGGAGGAGGCGGCGGCCGCGUGUUUGGCCAGCUGCCCUGUCGGGGCGCGCGAGAGAGAUAGGGCUCCUCCUCGGCUCGGCCAGGCUGCCUCAUGCCCUGGGCGCCCUCCCCCCGAUGCCCGGGGCUGGGACGACCCCCGCCGGGAACCGCACGGACUUCUUCCCCUUCUUCUCGGAGUUCAGGGGCGCCAGCCGCGUGGCGCUCAGCGCCCUGGAGACGGCCGUGCUGGCGUGCAUCUUCGCGCUGGCUCUGGCGGCCAACGCGUGCGCCAUCCGGCUCCUGGCGCGCCGCAAGCGGAGGCUGAGCGUGGCCAGCUGCCUGGUGCUCAACCUCUUCUGCGCCGACCUGUUCUUCAUCAGCGCCAUCCCCAUCAUCGCCGUGGUGCGCUGGACCGAGAGCUGGACCAUGGGUCACGCCGUUUGCCACCUGCUCUUCUACAUGAUGGGGCUCAGCGGCAGCGUCACCAUCCUCUCGCUGGCCGCCGUCAGCCUGGAGCGCGUGGUCAGCAUCGUCCGGCUCCGGCCCUCCAGGGCCUACAGAGGCAGGCUGGUGGCCGGACUCCUGCUGCUCAUCUGGGUCGUCUCGGCGCUGGCCACCCUGCCCCUCUGCCUUUUCUUCACAGUCCAGCCGCUGCCCGGAAAGCACCAGGUGAGCUGACCCUAUAAAACAGACAAGGCGGUCUUUUUUUUUUUUUUUUUUUUUUUUUUACAAAAGGCAACCCUUUUACUGCCCAGAUCCCAACACACAUUUACUGGCAUGCCACUGAUUUUUGUGCAACUUGCUUUCGAUUAAGUCUGCGUAUGAUAUUAGCCUUUCCCGUUAGGCACAGUUCCUCCCACCCACACCAGUAAGAAGUUGGCUCAGAAAGUCUGGCUAUAGGUUUAUGCACUUGGGGACAACGCCAUUGAACUCAGUGGGGCUCAUGUCACGUGAAACAUUUACAGAAGCAGCCUGCUAUUAUAUAUUUCUUAGGGCACACCUGCAAAAUCCCAUGCUACAUGUUGAUUUGGGGAGGGGGAACUAACAACCCAGGUGUCCUGCCUUCGAGGAAUGCUCAUUGGUGGUCUCCCAAAUUCACCCCCCAAUUAUGUACUGGAAGUGCAAGUGAGGAAUCUAACUUGAUUGCACAAUGAAGUGUUGAAAUAGGUGUUAAGGGAUAAUUGGUCCAUGUGAAGUUAGUUCCACAAAGAGAGAGAUUUAUUGGUUUCAAAGUAAUGAUCUAUUCCACCCCCCACCUAAAGGUUUGGGGUGAAUAACAAUUGAAAAGCUUAAAAAUACAAUUCAGUUAAGUCAGAACACCAUUGCAGAUAGGUCAACUGUCCCUGUAAAGCCAAACCAUGUAGAUAUUCCAAAAGUUCUGCAAGCUUGGACUAUGGUGAAUCUGCAGAACAGAUGGAGAGGAGAUAUAAUUUCAGAUUGCUCCUAUUGUAAGGGGCAGCCAAUAAAUCUCCCUUUGCUUAUCGUUUGAGCUGUGAACCCUCAAUAUAGUCCGCUGUUUGGGUUUGUUAACAAUCCAGUGCAAACCCCUCUGCAUAUAAAUGGUUAUAGAGUCAGCUAUGCACACUUCGAAAAUGCAUCCAAGAAGUGCCUCAGGUAAGUGUGCAUAGGAUUGUAGCCUUCGACUUUAGAAUGGUUUUGAAGAUAAUUCAUGCUUCCUGUGCUUUUGCAUAGUUUCAGAUUAGAUAUUUCACAUCUCUAUUGGUCAGAAUAGGGAGAUAUAACAUGGGAGAUGUCAGAGACUGAUUUUGCAGGGAUAGCCAAGGUGGUUCCUUUAGAUGGUGUUGGACUCCAGCUUCCAUCAUCCACCGCCAUUGACCAUGUUGCUGGGAAUUGGAGACCAAUAACAUCUGGAGGGUACACUGUUGGCUACCCCUAUUGUUGUGAAUUGUGUGGAGGGACAAGAGACACAGCAGAAAUCUCAUAAAAAUCUUCUGUAGUCUAUGAAGCUAUUUUUCCCCUUCAAACAAGCAACACCUCUUGUAUUCUUUUGGGGCUGUGCCAAUCUGAACAAAGAGGAGUGUUCUCAUUUGAAGAUGAUGGAUUUGUAGGGCUGGCUGACUGCUGUUGUUUGCUUUUAUCAAGAGGCUGUUAUUCUCCACCAUGGUAUCUCUUCUCCAUAAACUUUAAGGGCCGUGCAGGAGAACAUGGCAACAUGCGUCCACUGCUUGGUUGGCUUUGUCAAGCCCAAAAAACAUUUAAGACAUGAAAGCAGAAAGUGGGAGAAAACCCUAUAUUCUAGAGACCAAUGGUAAAUGGCCCGAUAACUGUCUCUGGCAUACAGGGCUUCAGGAAAAGCACAGGUAUUGCUGAGAUUUCAGUGGUGCUCUCCUAAGGCAAGGCUGGUUAUUAUCAAAUCCUUUGAGUCCUUCACUGAGAGUACAUAGUGAGUAGGCGUAUCAAAGGAGUUGGCGUAGGUGCAAAUAAAUGGGUUUUCGUGAUUUUGAAUCAUGCAAGCUGACUUGAACACUUCGAGGGAUGCCACAUCAAUGGGUAAUUAAAUUCGGAUAAAUUAAAGAGUCCCUUUCGGGAUUAGUAAUUGAUGCAUGGCUAAAGAGCAGGUUUUACCUGGGAAAGGAGUGGAGCAAGGGGGAAAAGGGGAAACCACACAAACCUGUGUUUUCUACACAAGUGGAAGUGUGGGUAAGCCCUCAGUUGUGAAGCUAAUGCAAAAGGUCCCAUAUUAAAUCCCUGACACCUCCAGGUAGGACUGUGAAAGAUCCCUGUUUGAAACCCUGGAGAGUCAAUGCCAGUCAGUGUAGACAGAUGAAAGUAAAGGACCCCAGAUGAUUAAGUCCAGUCAAAGGCGACUAUGGGGCUGUGGCGCUCAUCUCGCUUUCAGUCUGAGGGAGCCAGCGUUUGUCCACAGACAGCUUUCUGGGUCAUGUGGCCAGCAUGACUAAACCACUUCUGGUGCAACAGGACACUGUGAUGAGUGCCAGAGCGCACAGAAACACCGUUUACCACUGUUUAACACUCUGACCUGGCAUAAGCAGCUCCCUUGAGUUCCAGACUAUACAUUACGCCAGUGGUUCUCAAAGGGUGUGGCAGCAGAGGAUGGCCAAUGUGGCAGGAAGAUUCAAGAAGAUUCAAGUAGUUGUGUUCUGUGUUACAAGUCAAGUACUGCUAGGAGUUAUUUCUUUUUGUUUUACAAUGUAUUUCUUAUCAAUAAAGAAAUAUGUUGUGGGGUGAGCAAAUUUUAAAAGUAUGACCCAGAGAAAAAAGGGUAGCAUGCACCUAUGUCUGACUUUUCUUUAAUUAAUCACAGGCAUGAUGCACCUUGAUUGUCAGAUUAAGAAAAAACAUUAAAAUUUAGGAAUUUCUUAAGAAUUCAUAAUAAAUACAAUUUUUUAUCAACUGACUUGGUGCUAUUUAAGUAUCGGAUUUAUUUGCCAAAAAAGCAAUGAAAGUUUCUCCUCAGUUUGCCUGUUAACCUUUCAACUUUCAGUGACUAUGGGAGGAGCACAACAUGCGCAAAGUUAAGUUUAGAAUUGAAUUGGUGACUAGCCUUUGCAAAACUCUUCAUUUGUCCCAUGUUCUACAAUACAUAUUGUAUCUUUCACACAAGAACACACAAGCUCUGUUGUACCUAUGCAUUGCUUGAAAAGCAGAUGUUUAUGUGGACAUGUAAGAUGACCGCAUAGACCACAGGAGAUAACAGGAGAGAGUCAUCAUCAGCAAAUAAAUAGAUUACGUUCCUAUUUUUUGUCCGCCUUGCCAGCUGUCUUUGCAAGGAAAUCACAUUUAAUGCUAGUAAGAUGAGGUCAGGUAUGACAUUAGCUUCUAGUAUUUGUAAAACUAUUUCAUCACAUUGUCAUAAUGGUUCAAAUUGUAGGUUUUUGGAGGAUUUUUUUGCUUGCUUGCUUGUUUGUUUGUUUUGUUUGCCAAAUCUUGUGAAUAAAAUUGUGAAUUUUAUCUGAAUAUGUUCCAGGUUAAAAUCAUAAAGAUAUUUUGAUCAUUAACUAUUUCCGUAGAUCUUGUUUGGUUGGUGAUUAUCUGUUCUAAAAACAGGCACCAAGCCAGAGCAUGUUGACAGAGGCGUACCUAGGGGGGAAGCUCAAAAACCACCUAUCAAACUAUGAAGUGUAUGACGUAUAUGUGUGUGGAGAUGUGCCACUGUUGUUGCAGCAAUAGCAAAAACAGGAGAAUCUUCCCGUCCUUCUUGCACCACAGCACAAAGGCAUGCAUUUUUUCCGCACUUAUUCCUUGCCCCACCUUUACUCUGGAUGCUUCGUGCUGGGGUCAUGUAAAAUGUAGUAAUUUCUGAUGUGUCUAUUGCACUAAAGUGUCCCCCCCCCCCCCGUGGGGAGGCACUGAUACAGCUCCUUGCCAAAGGCACAAGGGACUCUAGGUGCACCUCUCUGUGUUUCUCAAACAUAAUGGUGAAAGCAAACACUAAAAACUUAUAGGGAUUUUGUUCUUUUUCUUGCAGGAAGUGUUAAUUUGCACCUUGGACUGGCCCAGCGUUUCAGGAGAGAUUGCUUGGGAUGUGUCUUUUGCAACUGUGAUCUUCUUAAUACCAGGAUUAGUCAUCGUAAUUAGUUAUUCAAAGAUUUUACAGGUAUUUUUCAUCAUCAUCAUCAUUUUUUAAAAAGAUGCUAAUAGAGUUAUCCACAAUUAAAAUUGAAUCAGAGUUCUCAUAGUAAAUGGAGUUUUAGUUUUAGAGAUGGUAAUAACAAACCACAAGUAGCCAAAAAAGUAGCACACUUCCUAGUUCUUAACAGUUUUAUUCUAGUUCACUUGCAAUAGUCGCAAAACCUGAGCUGUUUAUCACUUCAUAUCCUCAACAUUUCAUUAAUCUAGGGCUAAACUACAUAUUAUAUUAAGUACAGUGGUACCUCGGGUUACAGACGCUUCAGGUUACAGAUGCUUCAGGUUACAGACUCCGCUAACCCAGAAAUAUUACCUCGGGUUAAGAACUUUGCUUCAGGAUGAGAACAGAAAUCACGCGGUGGCGGCACAGCGGCAGCAGGAGGCCCCAUUAGCUAAAGUGGUGCUUCAGGUUAAGAACACUUUCAGCUUAAGAACGGACCUCCAGAACGAAUUAAGUUCUUAACCCAAGGUAGCACUGUAUGUUAUUUAAACAAUGUGAUUUGGACAGCAACUUCUCACUCUUAACUGAAAGCAAUCUUAGCACCCUGAUCUAGACUGGCACCAUGGUAUGUGUGGGGGGUGUUGACAGCUCUUCUCCUCCAUGCCAUUUUCCUGCCAGAAAAUCACCCCAAAGUUGCUACCUGCCCUGAAAAAAUGGAUUGUCCCGUAUAGACUUACCCAUUUUGUUAAGAUCUGUCAAGGAGGCCUUACCAUCUUUAGCUGAGCCUGCUAUAUGGCAGUGCACGAGAGAGCCUUCUUGGCAGUGGUACCCCACUUUAAGAAUUCCCUCCCCUCUGUGAUACACGGGCUGCCUGCUUUUUUUCAUUUUAGAUGCCAGCAAAGGGCUUGGUUAUUCCCACAGGGUUUUAGCAGAAUCUGAUGCUGCUACUGACAUUUUCCGUUGGCUGGCUGCGACCGACCGACCUUCUUGUUUUUAUUCAUUGCAUUAUGACUUUGAUACUGUUUCAGUUGAAGCCUGCACUGCAAUUGCUGUGCAAUGAAAAAUGAGUAAGAUAUGUUUUAAAUAAGUAGCACUCUGGAAUUUUCACCGGGAAACUUCCUCUCCCUGCUCCUGUUUGUGGGUGGCCAAACAGCGCUGUUGAAAGAUGCUGUCAAUAUUACACAUUUCCCAGGAAGGUGGUGCUAGAGAGUUACAUAUGACUUAAUCCUCCCUUCGUCAGAAGAUUAUGUCUUCCCUGUAGAAUUCCAUUUUGCCAUCAAGGAAUAUGUUUGGAAGUUAAAAGACAAUAAAACUGUAUUUCAAAGAACCUCUCCAUUGUUCUUUACACUAGAUAACAUUUGCAAUCCAUUAACUUUCUGUAGAUUUAGUAUAUUUUAUAGCAAACAGUAUAUAGAUGUGAUAUGAGUCAGACUAUUGGUCCAUUCCACAUUAGCUGCAGGUGAGAGGAGUUGUAGUCUGACACAUUUGGAGAGCACCAGGUUGGGGAAAAGCUGCUGUAAACUGAUAUUGUUUCCCCAUCUGAGAAAAAGCAGUGUGCAGGUAGAAGAACAGUGGAUGAGUGUGCAUGCAAAAUUAGUUUCCUGGCAUUUCAAAAAACACAGUAAUUGGAAAGCAAAAUGAGAAGCAGUAAGAGAAAUAUUUUUUUCCAUAAUAUUCAAACACUAUACAAAUCAUAUUUGUGUAAGGAUUAAAUGCUGCUUUCCCAAGAGGAAACAAAACUACUAAUUUUGUUAUGGUGGAACAUUCAUCAUAAUAUUUCGCCCUCUUUCAGUGCUCACUGAGAGCAACAUGCUAAUUUUGAUAUUCCUUGAUUGUAAGUCUGACUGGAGUGUCCCAUAUUAUUUUGGUACCUUGCACAUUUCUAAACAAUCGGCAUAUUUUCCUUGGAUGCAGCAGCAUUUGGAAGGCAGGCAUGACAAAGUGAUGUCCACAUCAUCUGCAAGCUGCUGGUUGCGGCGAGAGCCUUUCCUGGAGCUGAUACUGUACUCUUAAAAAAAAUAAUUAAAAAAAAUCCCAGAUAUGAAAACAGCCUCUCAUUUUAAAAAAGUACAUUUUGAUUACCUGUAUAUUCCUAUCCCCUGAGGAAGUUGGGUGGAGGUGUGAGUACAUUUAGCACAGCUAUCUGGCUCACUGAAAAAAAAAAGGUGGGUACCAAAACAUGUUUAAAAAUGUGUAUUUUCAUGCCAUCCACUCUACCCUUUCAAACUUCCAAAGGAGAUUCCACAACACCCCGUGUCAUUUUUUUCAUUGUUGAGCUGUUCUUAAUCAGAAAAAACUAAUUUUUUAAUUUAUUGAUAUCUAAUCACAGAGUUUGCCUAACAAUUUUUAAAGAAUUAAAAUAUAUUUACUGAAAGGUGUUUUUUUAAUGUUCUAAUGCAGAUUGCAAAAGAAUCAAGGAGACGUCUUCAUGGUGGCAUGGCCUACUCAGAGGGUCAUCACAUUCGAAUUUCCCAGAAAGACUUCAGACUGUUGCGGACUUUGUUUGUAUUGAUGAUCUCUUUCUUUCUUAUGUGGAGUCCGAUAAUCAUCACCAUUCUCCUCAUUUUAGUGCAGAAAUUCAAUCCAAACGUGAACCUGAUGCCUUCUUUAUUCUUUUGGAUAGUGGCUUUCACAUUUUCCAAUUCAAUUGUCAACCCAGUUUUAUAUAAUGUUUCCCACUUCAGGCAUGAAUGGAGGAAAAUCUUUUUCUGCUGCCCAGGUCCUCUUGGAAGAAAAGCACUUGCAACAGACACUACGCUAAGACAGAAUAACAACAGACAUUUUACUGUGUCUGCUAUUUCCACAUAACCAUGUGAUGUUUCUGACAGCAGUAAUCUCACCAGCUAUUUAGAACAGUGUGCUAAAGAAAGUGUCUGGGAAAGAGGGAGGCAGGCGGAAUUAAAAUAUCAAGAUUUGCACAGCAUAUUCUGGUCUUGGGAAAUCUUGGUGCUGCAGAAAAUGACCUUAUAACUCUCCCAUAGCAAUGGAUACAGGUGCUGAUGGCAUUAAAACAGAAGUUAAAAUGUUGACUGCAGAGCAUAACUGAACUCUGCAGUUUACUAUCUUUCAGAAAGUGAUUGUAUUUUGUGGGAUCUUUGGCAUGGGGCAGGGACGACGACACUUCCUUGCGUGAGAGCCAAAGGAUCGGCGUUAACAAAUAACAAGUUUUAAAAAGUGUAAGUGGCAGGGACACAACCAAACGUUCGCAUGUGACUGCUAGGUUUAUAAAUGUACAAGUAGCUGCCAGCCACAGGGAGACUCAGCCAUUCAAACAAUACUGUGUGUUUUGAACAUGUGUCUAUGGGUUUUCUUCUUGUACUGGAUUCGUGCCUAGCUGGUGUAAAAAGGUUGCUGGGGUAUGAGAAAUGCACAGGAUGGUGCAUGUAGGUGCUUAGCACAUGGUCACCUCUGGCAUCACCUGUUCAGUCAAGAAAGUGAGGCAUAAGUGCAGGUGGGACUUAGCACAGGCAGCUCACCUUCCAUCCACUGAACAGAUGAAAGCACAUGAUUGUCAGGGGCUGGUCUGGAUCGGAAGAUUGGGGAAUGCAGUCACAGGGAGAUCAGCUCCUAACAGAAGAGGAGGAGAAAUAUUUGCUGUCCCCGUCCCCCCCAAUUCCAGCGUUUCCAGAAGCAGAGAGAGAGGCAGACACAGAAGCUGCUCGGUUGAGAGAGGAGCUACCCUGCUAAGAGAUAGUAGCUGAGCAACCAGAAGGGAGGGAGCAGCUGGAACCCCUCCCUCCCCCCAAACUCGGAGGUCCAAGCGUGUCAUAGAACAAAGGAGAUACAAGGGGUGUGUGUGUGUGUUAGGCACUUCUCACUGGUGUGCUUCUUGCUGCGGAAGUGGGGAGGAAUCAGAGUAGGCAACUGAUAUCCUUGCGGAGGGUUGCCUGUUGUGCUUGUAACAUAAUGCUGUAAUUAAAGGACUAUAAAUC